UAUAUAUAUAUACAUAUAUAUGGGGUAUAAAUAUGCCAUGUAUAAAUUGAUAUAAACCUAAAUAAGUAAAAAAAAAACUCUGUCUCUCUCUCUCUCUCUCUCUAGAGUAUUCAGGAUGGUAUGUUCGGUUUCUCGAACUGGAAGGCAUUCUCAGAGAUAUAACAAAGGCCGUCGCCUUGUUGUUGGAUGCAUUCCAUAUAGAUAUAAAACUUGCACCACAAAAGGUACAAAAAAUGAUGAAUUAGAAGUUCUUGUGAUCUCUUCACAAAAAGGUCAAGGAAUGUUAUUUCCCAAGGGAGGUUGGGAAACUGAUGAAUCUGUUGAAGAAGCAGCUUCGAGAGAGACACUUGAAGAAGCCGGGGUUCUUGGCAAUGUUGAGGGAGAACUAGGAGAAUGGAGCUUCAAGAGCAAAAGCGGAGGAAUAUAUCAUGAAGGACGCAUGUUCGCAUUGCUUGUCACUCAAGAACUCAAUCUUUGGCCGGAACAAAAUUCCCGCCAAAGACUCUGGAUGAAUGUGGACAAAGCUAGAGAAGUUUGUCAGCAUUGGUGGAUGAAGGAAGCAUUAGACAUAUUAGUUGAUCGGCUCACAUCUCCUAGACAGCACAAGAUGGAAUAAUAUAUUCCACUUUGUUCUCCAACUUUGACAAUAAUUUUGUGUUUUUAUCUAAGUGUUUUUUUUGUGUGUGUGUGUGCGCGCGCGCAAUUGUACAUAGGGAACUGCCCACAACCAUAGGUAUGUAUGUCCAUGUAUCUUUGCAAAACAGAAGAUCAAAGGGCUGGUUAGGGCUAAAAUGUUGUACUCAAAACUCCAUAUUGCAAAGAAAUCGAAUGUGAAAGUGUUAAACCAGUGA
This is a messenger RNA of Camellia sinensis, 851 nucleotides long. The record is from RefSeq and is a predicted model, not a curated record. NCBI's taxonomy places the organism in Eukaryota, Viridiplantae, Streptophyta, Magnoliopsida, Ericales, Theaceae.